Messenger RNA from Pelobates cultripes (western spadefoot toad), 427 nucleotides. Lineage: Eukaryota; Metazoa; Chordata; Amphibia; Anura; Pelobatidae. The record is from the annotation of a GenBank genome assembly.
AUGGCGGAAUCGAUGCCCAAGGCUAUUGCAGCUUAUCAUGAACAAGCUAAACCUGUUUCCAGACCACAUGUUGCUCGGAAUAUUUCCAAUUCAGAAGAGUCUCAUAAUGAUUCUGAUCAUGAAGGGGCUCCGCACAAGUGUCCCUGGAAAGGCAACAGUGCCUCAGUCGGUAAAGGCAAGGCACCAGCCAAAUAAAGCUCAAACCUCUCUCCGCAGAGUGUUUCACUUAAAUUAAAUCAUUUUUCUGGCAGAGCCGGUCGCCAUAGAGGCCGAGCUACCGGCAGAUUUGCCUUCACAGGCUACAGGCCUCACCCAGCUGAGCCUUGGAACUCAGUUUAUACCCGUCCCUAUCAAAGACAACUGUUCACCAAUAGAGGAUCAAUCAGAGGAUGUGUGUCUGCUUCUCUCCGGGGUCGCUUUGCUCAAG